UAUCGUUAUUGUAAAUUAUUGUUGAUGUUGUCAUUUAACUUAAAUUUUUCUUUGCACGCUUUUGUUUCCAUUGCGAUUUUGUUUGGGGCAUUUCAGAUAUCCGAGAUACGUUGUACCAAAAUCAUUUGAAUAAACUCGUUCAGGUUUGGAGCGGCGUGCUUGGUUAACCUGCCUGCAAAGUGCAUAAUUGAUUAUACAAAUAACAAAGUAUCAAAGAAAGAAUCUAGCCAGUACCCGCUCGGAAUCUUCCUCAGACCUCAUUAACCGGCCCACCAUGUCUCUCUUGGAGAAAAUUAACGAGAUCGAGAAGGAAAUAUCCAGAACCCAGAAAAACAAAGCCACGGAACACCAUUUGGGCCAGCUGCGCGCUCGUCUGAACAAGUAUCGCAAACAGUUGCAGCAGGCGCAGGAGGCCCACGGCGAUGACGUCCCCGCGGAGGAGAUCGCAUCGGAAGAACCGCCCAUCCAAACCACUACCAACAAAAAAUCAAAGACAGUGAAGCCCACAGCCAAGACCAAGCCGGUAGUGGCGUCGAAGAAACCCGGCUCUUCGAAGAAACCUCCCGUCCCCGCCCGCAAACCCAGUGCCUCCGAGGAGGCCUCCACCUCCGAGUCCAGCGACGACUCGGAGCCCAGCCGACCCACCGCCAACCGCUUUCUGGCGCUGCCCUCCGACGACGAAGCCAACGACACCUUCAGCAGCGACACCGCCCAGAAUGCCGCCCUCUCGCCGGCCUCCUGCGACGAGCCCCAUCUGGAGGAGGCCUCGGACUCUCAGUUGUCGGCCGGCAAGAGGAAGCGCACCAAGAAGAAGAACCGUAAAACGGCCAGCAAAUCCGAAGCCACCCCCGAACUGGCCAAGAUGACCGGGGAGGAGCUGCUGGCCAUGUUCGCGGCGCAGAAUGAGCAGGCCCCGGUGUUGGCGGCGGAGCAGCGCAAAUUUAAAUCCGGUGAAGGGAUCAAUCCAAAGCUGUUGAAUUAUCGGUACGAGUUCCAGAAGACAGUGGGAGUCAGUGCGCUGUACAUGCAGGCGACAGUGCCGGAGGUGGCACAGAUGACCCGAGCGCGUGGGGAACGUGGGCGCGGUGUUCGAGGUGUGCAGCAUUUAUUUGUGCAAACGCCCGCCAACAUGCCCGAACGGGAAGUCAAAGAUUUGAUUGAUCGAUAUGUGCAUGUCGAAGACGAUCCUGCACGGCCAAACUGGAUUGUCUUCAAGCGAUCCCGUCGAUAUAAGGAUUUGCAACAUGAUUUUCUGUUAAUGGUCUACACCAAUCAGGAUCACGUUAUCCGGGACAUUCUGCACCAGUUUCCAUUCCAUUCGGAUGCGUUGAUUUUGAUGGGCAGUAUCCACGAGCGGGAUGAUAACUAUUCCAGUGCUCGCCAAGCUAUUGAACAUACGUUGUUCGGAUUUCAACAGUGUUUUGACCAUCGUCUGCGAAACCAUCCGGAACUACAUCGAAUGAGCUAUCGUUACCCGGCUAAUCGCUCAUACUUUGUAGCGCUCUUCAAACACAUUAUCCUGACCGUCCCACGCUUUCCCAAAACUGCCUUAGAACUGGGAAAGUAUUUGUUCAAUUUGAGUCCGAAAGACGAUCCUUUGGCUGUGAUUUUAAUGAUGGAUUACCUGGCGUUGAAAGCGAAGGAUUAUGCCUACCUCUUAGCUUUCCACGAUACUCUGAAGGAAAUUAAAAAUUUGGACCUCUUGCCCAACUUUGCCUUCUCCGUGCCUCUGGCGCUUUACCUCCGAAGUCAGAGCGCCGGUGGAAUAGCUGGCGAGAAUGUGUCGGAAGAAAUCGCGGAGACCAUGCUGAUUGAUGGCAUCCUUCGUUUUCCCGGAAUGAUACCAACGAUUUUUGAGAAGAUGGAAAUCCACAUUGAACGCGAUGUCGCAACAUGUCCCGUUUUCCGCCACGCUCAGCACGAAUCCAACGACGGCCUGAUUGUGUUGCAAGCUUUGUACGCCCGUCGUUGCUCCGGCUUCUGGAAGGAAGCUAGUGUUUUGCCGUGGCUUCAGAAUACCCUGUUGAAAAUCGCGGAAAUGGUGAAACACGAGACGGAGGAGAUGACCGAACGACGGAAACAUUAUACCGACAUGCGAAACCGGUCGUACCGCGGAACACCCAGCAACAUCUGGCGCCAUGUGAUUCUGCUGAACAUUCCGGAGACUGAACGUGUCUUCCAGAUGCGCUUGCCAAGUGAUGGAAAUAAUUUCAUUUUCCCGUUUGACCCGAUCCCGCCAUCAAAUAGCCUGGAACGGGAUGAAUGCGAUUCGCAUGCCUUCAGUCAGCCCACCGGUCGUGAGCGGCGCCGAACGGAACCAGCGGUGCCGGAUCCCGAAGAUGCCGCGCUGGCUGGACCGGUGCAGCGGGUGAUUGCAGCUACCCGGCAUUUCAUACAGACAUUGUGGCCGUCUGCGGACGAAAUUAACGGCCCGGCACCAACAGUGGAGUUACUUCCGGGAAUCCCGGCGCAAGGUGGUGACGUCGUGACGGGGGCGGCCAUUAACGACAGUGACGAGAUGAUGGCGGCCGAGCGAGACGAUGCGAUGAAAGGAUAUCUGGAUCGGGUUGGCGUGCUAUACGACAUGUACACCGGUGGAGAGCAGGAGCAGGCCCAGAGUGCCACCAGCGGAAUUGCCCAAGAUGCCGACGUAACGGACGGCGACGAUGAGGACACCAAGGGCAGUGCGGAUGUCUGAGAGCCCAUUUUGACAGCUGAUGGCGGGACUUAAUUGUGCGCUGCUGAUGAUUUAAACGGCCGAUUAGCGCGGGCCGUUACAGCGUUGUGUGUAAGCGAUACACAGGCCGUUCUUCUCGCGCGUUGAAGUGCGCAGGACUGUGUAGAUGUUGUUGGUGUGUACUCAGUGGGCCGCUUACUGACCAAGAAAAGGGAAUUGGCACCCUUGUUGUCUGUGUAUGCGCGGUGGGGAGAUUGUGUUUCCAUGGGUGAUCGAUGUGUUAAUCGAUAAUUGCUCUCUCCCUCCGCUUGGGGGCUAUCAAUUU
Paramacrobiotus metropolitanus is the source of this 3002-nucleotide messenger RNA. RefSeq lists its product as uncharacterized. NCBI's taxonomy places the organism in Eukaryota, Metazoa, Tardigrada, Eutardigrada, Parachela, Macrobiotidae. The coding region runs from base 275 to 2698 and encodes 807 amino acids. The transcript is spliced from 13 exons. The record is from RefSeq and is a predicted model, not a curated record. Gene Ontology annotation, cellular component: RQC complex.